AUGUCAGCAACGUAUUUACCGACGUUAGUGUUGGAUAACGAACAGCAUUUAUUCAUUCGUCUGUUCAAAAAUAACGAUCAAACUCGUAAACAUUUACUACCUUUUCGAAUAUUCAGCGGUUCAUUACAUUACUUUCGUGUUCUACCACAAUCAUGGCCCGAUCGUAUCAAAAAAAUGAAGGCGGCAGGUCUAAAUACAAUUGAAACCUAUGUUCCAUGGAAUUUACAUGAACCCCAGCAAGGCAAUUAUCAAUUUGGCGAAGGUCUCACCGAUUUAACCAGUUUUCUCAAGUUAAUUCAUGAAAAUGAAAUGUUUGCUAUUGUUCGACCCUCAGGUUACAUUUGUGCCGAAUGGGAAUGGGGUGGCUUACCGAGUUGGUUACUUCGCGAUGAGACGAUGCGUGUUCGCAGUAGUCAUCAAGGUUUUCUUCAAGCUCUACGAAAUUAUUAUUCGCGGUUGUUACCGCUCCUUGCCGAGCAUCAAUACAAUCGGCAUGGGGCAGGAUCGAUCAUUGCAUUUCAAAUUGAAAAUGAAUAUGGUAGUUAUGGCAAUGAUAAAACCUAUCUAAAAGCCAUUCGUUCGAUGUACAUCAAAUAUGGUCUUGACGAAAUUCUAUUGACAUCGGACGGACCGAAGUUAUUGGCUGCUGGCAGUUUGGACAAUGUUUGGGCAACGGUCAAUUUUCAACGAGAACCAAAAAGAAACCUCGAAUAUUUACGUCGUUUUCGGCCGAAACAUCAUACAAUGAUAACUGAAUAUUGGACGGGUUGGUUCGAUUAUUGGGGCGGAAAGCAUCAGACAGGCUCCAGAAUGCCAUAUGAUGCAAAGGCGUUUGAAGCCGAUCUCGAAGAAAUUCUUCUGACGUCGAAAGAAGAAGUUUCCAUCAAUUUCUACAUGUUUUUCGGCGGUACGAAUUUCGGUUUUACUUCCGGUGCUCAUCAUUUUCCAUCCAGUCAGUAUAAGCCUCUUGUGACAUCGUACGAUUACGAUGCGCCAUUAAACGAAGCCGGUGAUCCAGCACCGAAAUAUCAUGCCAUUCGACGUGUCCUUGACAAAUUCUAUUCAAAAAAUCCGAAUUUCUAUGUCUUAAAUAAUGAUCGAUUGCAUCAAAAUGAAUACAGUCUUCCAACAAUUCCACCUGCAUCAACGAAAAUCAGUUAUGGUACUGUUCAAAUAAGUGGCUAUAAAACAUUCGAACAGAUCCUUGCUGAUGACUUACUGACAGUAACUACGACACUAACUAAUGGUUCGAAAAGUAUGGAACAAUUACCAAUUAAUUAUAAAUCCGGUGCCUCGCAAGGCUUUAUCCUCUAUACCGCCAAAGAUAUUCUGUCGCUAAGCAAAGGUCUAGCAUGUCAAGUGAACGUGACAGCCGUGGCUGAUAACGCUCUCGUUCUUGUUAAUGGCCAAGUGAUAUUUCAAUCGUUACCAAGUGUCAAUCGGUUUCAAUUUAAUCUACCUGCCAAAGCUGAAAACUUAUCGAUUCUCGUCGAAAAUAUGGGUCGUAUCAAUUUCGGUCCGAUGCUCGAUCAUAGUCGAAAGGGUCUGCUCGGUAAAGUUCUACUUGAUGACAAGAUCGAAAUUAAUGAGUGGAUCGUACAUGUUUUGGAAUUUCGCAAAGGCACAACGAAUAAGAACGGUUGGAGCUCGAUGCUAACUGAACAUAAGACGAACAAUGUUCUUCUUAAUGGCCCUCGUCUCUUCUUUGCUUCGUUUUCCAUCGAUGAUCAACAAUCUAUUGGCGAUACUUAUCUGAAGUUGAAUUCCAACUGGUCGAAAGGUGUAGCAUUUUGUAAUGGCUUCAAUCUGGGUCGUUACUGGAAUAUUGGUCCGCAGCAAACACUCUAUAUACCGGCUCAAUUACUUAUUAAAGGUUUAAAUCAAAUUCAACUCUUCGAACUGUAUACAUAUGGUCGUAAUUUCUCUCUAGUUGAUACACCUAUGAUCGAUCAGCAAUAG
Molecule: messenger RNA, 1959 nt
Organism: Rotaria sp. Silwood2
Lineage: Eukaryota; Metazoa; Rotifera; Eurotatoria; Philodinida; Philodinidae
Source: the annotation of a GenBank genome assembly